Prunus avium (sweet cherry) is the source of this 2074-nucleotide messenger RNA. The record is from RefSeq and is a predicted model, not a curated record. Lineage: Eukaryota; Viridiplantae; Streptophyta; Magnoliopsida; Rosales; Rosaceae.
CACAUAUAAAAAAGCAACCGAGUCAGCAGCCAACUCUGCAAACGCUCCACAAAAUCAAAACCUCUGCAAUUUCUUUCGCUCCCAAAUUCUCAAUACUCAAAUUUCAUUUCCCAAACAAAAUCUUCGAAAUUCGAAAUUCUCCAUUCGUCUUUCUGAGCUCUGAGAAUUUCGAAUUUCAAAAGGCAUGGGAACCUCUCAGAGCCGCGAGGAUCACAUCACCGACUCAGACGAGUACGAGUCGGAAGAAGAAGAGGUUUCGGAAGACGAAGACCAGUACGACGACGCCGAGGAGAAGCCGCACCAGCCCUCCUCGAAGCCCAAAUCCGAAACCCUAGACUCCUCCAUCGACGACGUCGACGCCAAGCUCAAAGCCCUCAAGCUCAAGUACGGCUCUCCUUCCUCUUCCUCUGCCGCGCAAAACCAGAACGCCGUCAAGCUCUAUCUCCACAUCGGCGGCAACACUCCCAAGGCCAAGUGGGUCGUCUCCGAUAAGACGUCUUACUUUUUCGUCAAGACCUCUAAUGUCGACGGCGACGAUGAUUACGACGACGACGUUCGAUCGGACCGUGAGGGACAGUGGGUUCUGAAGGUCGGGUCCAAGGUCCGAGCUAGGGUUUCCACCGACAUGCAAUUGAAGAUGUUCGGCGAUCAGCGCCGAGUCGAUUUCGUGUCCAAGGGCGUCUGGGCUUUGAAAUUUUACACCGACGAGCAGUACCGGAGGUUCGUGACGGAGUUUCAGGACUACUUGUUCGAGAACGUGUACGGAGUCCAAGCCACGGAGGAGAACAAGGUCAAGGUUUACGGCAAGGAGUUUCUCGGGUGGGCCAAGCCGGAGGCAGCCGACGAUUCGGCUUGGGACUAUGAUGAUAUCGAUCAAAGCCCUAAGUCGGCUACGCCGGUCCGGCCCAGCCAGGACUUGAUGGAGGAGUUCGAGGAGGCCGCCAAUGGAGGUGUCCAGAGCUUAACCCUUGGCGCAAUGGACAAUAGCUUCUUGGUGAACGACACUGGUGUUCAGGUUUAUCGGAAUUUCAACCAUGGGAUUCAUGGGAAGGGCGUAGUCGCGAAAUUCGAUAGCGGGGGCUCGAGUUUAGGGAGAUCGACGCCCAAGAAGGCUCUGUUAAUGAGGGCUGAGACUAAUAUGCUGCUUAUGAGUCCAUUGAAGGAAGGGAAGCCUCAAGCUAAUGGGAUUCAACAGCUUGAUAUUGAGACCGGCAAGAUUGUCACUGAAUGGAAGUUUCAAAAGGAUGGAACAGAUAUUACAAUGAGGGAUAUUACUAAUGACACUAAAGCGUCGCAAUUGGAUCCUUCGGAAUCAACCUUUUUAGGUUUGGAUGAUAACAGGCUUUGUCAGUGGGAUAUGCGCGAUCGGGCAGGAAUGGUUCAGAACAUUGCUGCCGCUAAUUCGCCGGUGCUGAAUUGGACUCAGGGGCAUCAGUUUUCUCGAGGGACCAAUUUUCAGUGCUUUGCUACCACUGGAGAUGGGUCUAUUGUUGUUGGAUCUCUGGAAGGGAAGAUAAGGCUGUAUUCCAAGACCUCCAUGAGGCAGGCAAAGACUGCGUUUCCAGGGCUGGGUUCCCCCAUUACCCAUGUUGAUGUAACUUAUGAUGGGAAGUGGGUGUUAGGCACAACUGAUACUUAUUUGGUUCUAAUAUGCACUCUCUUCACUGACAAAGAUGGAAAGACCAAGACUGCAUUUAGUGGUAGAGCUGGAAACAAGAUACCAGCUCCCAGGCUGUUGAAGCUCACCCCUUUGGACUCGCAUUUGGCUGGCACAGACAAUAGAUUUCACGGUGGCCAUUUCUCAUGGUUAUGGAACGCUACUUUAAGAGAAGGUUCGCAUCAACUACUUCUAGUUCGGAUAAUACCCCGGACUUUACCGGUUGCAACUGCUUCUGUGGAGAGAGCAUUUUCUGCUAUGAAUAUUGUGAAAGGUCCACUUCGCAACCGAAUGGGAGAUCAAUGGUUGAGUGAUAGUUUGCUUGUUUAUAUUGAGAAAGAUGUAUUUGCUUGUAUUGAUAAUGAAACUAUAAUGCUACGUUUUCAGAAUAUGAAAACUCGUCGUGGACAAUUGUAA